UUGUCUCUGCAGGUCUGGACAUAUGUCAUAUGUUCUCAUCAGGCAUCUCAAAGAGAUAUACUGGUAAAGUAAUUGGUGUUUAGGCAUUGACUCUGCAACAUGUAGUAACUCUGUGUUUUUUAGUCUCUGCAGGUCAUGACUAGUUCAUGUGUUUUCUCCUGUGGCUUCGUUGACUUGCAUCGUGUUUUCUAGGAUAUAAAAGGUCGACCCUGCAUAAACUAACAAAUCUCUCAUCUUCUAACGAGUCGAUCAAAUAAUGUUAAUAUCACACAGGAUCAUCCAUUGGAUUGUUUUCGUGGUUUUUCUCUUCUGUUGUUCUGAAAACUCCCAUGGAAAGCUGAUUAUGGAAGGGUCCGCUGGGUACAUGAAUGGUUUCACGACGUUGACGAACACCAAGAAGCACGCUUAUGGCCAAGCAUUCGACGACAACCCAUUUCCUUUCAAAAAUUCAAACGGUACGAUGAAUUCUUUCUCUUUCACCUUCUUCUUCGCCAUUGUCCCUGAGCAUAAGAACAAAGGCUCUCACGGUAUGGCCUUUGUGAUCUCUCCCACGAGAGGCAUUCCCGGUGCAUUCGCUGAUCAGUACCUCGGCAUCUUCAACGAUGCAAACAAUGGAAAAAGCUCGAACCAGAUCAUUUCCGUGGAGGUCGACAUACAUAAGGAUGAUGAGUUUGGCGACAUUGAUGAUAACCAUAUCGGUAUCAACAUAAAUGGCAUGAGGUCUAACACAUCUGCUCCGGCCGGUUAUUAUGAUGAAAAGGGUCAGUUCAAAAACAUUUCUUUAGUCAGUGGAAAGCUACUACGAAUCACGAUUCUGUACAGCCAUAUAGAGAAACUGCUUGUUGUUAUGUUAUCACCAGCAGAGGAGGCUAUUCUUCCAAAGCGGCCGCUUCUUUCGCUCAAGCAAGAUCUGUCACCGUAUCUUUCGGAGUAUAUGUAUGUCGGCUUCACAGCCUCAACAGGGUCGGUUGGAGCAAUACAUUACUUGUGGGUGUGGUAUCAAUAUACCUUAAUUAUUGUUCCACAGCUAGAUUUCCUUAUACCAACCUUUCCUCCAUAUCCCAAGACAGAGUCUCUAGUAAAGCGGAUCGUUUUAGUGACCUGCUUGACUUUGGCUCUCAUUGUUGCCCUUGCUGCAUCAGCUUUGAGUAUUUUCUUCUAUAAGAGACAUAAGAAGGUUGUAGAGGUUUUAGAGGAAUGGGAGAUCGAAUGUGGACCACAUAGGUUUGCUUACAAAGAGUUAUCUAAAGCCACAAACGGUUUCAAACAACUUCUAGGCAAGGGAGGGUUUGGUCAGGUCUUUAAAGGCACACUUCCAGGUUCAGCUGCAACAAUUGCUGUUAAGCGGGUUUCUCAUGGUUCCAGUCAAGGAAUGAGAGAAUUCUUGGCCGAGAUAGCAACUAUUGGUCGCCUUAGACACCCUAAUCUAGUUAGGCUUCUUGGUUAUUGCAGAUACAAAGAAGAGCUCUACUUGGUGUAUGACUUCAUGCCCAAUGGAAGCCUUGACAAGUACCUCUACGGUGGAUCAGAUCAAGAACAGCUCUCUUGGACUCAACGUUUCAAGAUUAUCAAAGACGUUGCAUCCGCACUUUCCUAUCUCCAUCACGAGUGGGUACAAGUCGUGAUUCAUCGAGACAUCAAGCCAGCAAAUGUCCUAAUCGAUGACAAGAUGAAUGCAAGUCUUGGAGAUUUUGGAUUGGCUAAGCUAUAUGAUCAAGGGUAUGAUCCUCAAACCUCUAGAGUAGCUGGAACAUUCGGGUAUAUGGCACCAGAGCUCAUGAGAACCGGAAGACCAACCACGGGAACAGAUGUGUAUGCCUUUGGUGUGUUUAUGCUUGAAGUUUCUUGUGGUAGAAAGCUGUUUGAGCCACGAGCAGAGCCUGAAGAGGUCGUUCUUGCGGAUUGGGCGAUUAAUCGUUGGGAAAACGGCGAUAUCGUAGAGGCGGUGAAUGAAAGUAUCCGGCCUGAUCCUGAUGAGGGACAACUCGAGCUUGUUCUGAAGCUAGGAGUGUUAUGUUCGCACCAAGCUGAAGAGGUUAGGCCGGAUAUGGCUACGGUGGUUAAGAUAUUGGACGGAGUUUCUGAGCUUCCGGAUAAUCUCCUGGACAUUGUCAGAACCGAGAAGUUGGGAAAAUGGUACGAGACGUACAAAAACGUGCUUGAUACGGAGAUUACAAUGGAAUCUGCAGGUAACUUGACGAUUACGGAACCGAUGACUUCCGUCGGACGGUAAAAAAAAGUGAUUGUCGAGGUUUUGAUGAGAACUUCAACUGUACAACA
Camelina sativa (false flax) is the source of this 2280-nucleotide messenger RNA. NCBI's taxonomy places the organism in Eukaryota, Viridiplantae, Streptophyta, Magnoliopsida, Brassicales, Brassicaceae. The record is from RefSeq and is a predicted model, not a curated record.